CCCACUGCUCACAAACACCGGCUGACCUGGAUCUGCUACAAUAGGAUUCCACUAUAUAGGCAGCUCUCCAGCAAUCCAAGUACAACCAACAAGAUAGGCACAAAGUGCUAGUGAUCAUGGAGACAAGUGACCUGCUUCUGCUUGUAUUGAUGUGAAUGUUUGGACAUAACAUGCCCGGAAGCAGUUGAUGAACGCAUGCUCGGUUGCUGUUCUUGGUGAUCUAUGGCAUCAACUGGUCCAACCUGUCUACUCGCUCAUCCUGUGAUUGUGUAACCUAUUUCAUUUUGCGCAGAGUGGUAACCAAGUGCCCUAUGGCUCUUUGUUGGAUAACGGGACUUGUGGCGGGCCUGGCAGCUCUCCAUUUCCUGCAGAAGAAGUUUUUCCCAUACUUUUGGGUUGAUCUGAAAUACCUGUUGAAAGUAGUCCGCUACGGACUUCUGCUUGAGGCGUAUAAAAAGACAGGUCAUGUGGUGACUGUUGUAGAUCGUUUCAUUCAGCAAGCUCAGCGGGUCCCUGAUAAGGCUUUUAUAAUAUUCCACGGAGAGGUCCACACUUAUCGAGAUGUGGACAGAAGGAGCAAUCAGGUGUCCCACUGUUUCCUGAAGCAUACGUCACUGAAAAAGGGGGAUACGGUGGCUAUGCUUAUGAACAAUGAACCAGAUUUUCUGAACGUGUGGUUUGGGUUGGCUAAACUUGGCUGUCUGGUGGCAUUUCUUAAUUACAACAUCCGAUCCCGGUCCUUGCUGCAUUGCUUCCAUAGCUGUGGAGCCAAGAUUCUUAUUGUGGGAGCAGACUUGCUUGAUUCAUUGGAAGAGAUUCUACCAAGCCUGCAAGAAGACAAUAUUACAGUUUGGGUAAUGGCUAAAGAAUCCAGUCUCCCAGGGGUAAAUACUGUCCUAGACAAACUGGAUUCAGUAACAGAUAAGCCUGUACCUGCACACCUGCGCUUUGUGGGCAGCACCAAUGCUACAACGCUUUAUAUCUUCACAUCAGGGACUACAGGUCUCCCAAAAGCUGCUGUUAUCAGCCAGCUUCAAGCAUUGCGGGGUGCUGCUGGAAUAUGGGCAUUUGGGGGCUAUCCAGAUGAUGUUGUAUAUAUUACACUACCACUUUACCAUAGUGCAGCCUCCCUCAUUGGGAUCGGUGGAUGUGUCUACCUUGGUGCAACAUGUGUACUGAGGAAGAAGUUUUCAGCAAGUCAGUUUUGGAUUGACUGCAAAAAGAACAAUGUUACAGUUUUCCAGUACAUUGGUGAACUCUGUCGCUACUUAUGUAAACAGCCUGUGAGAGAAGGUGAAAAAGAUCACAAGGUCCGUAUGGCUGUUGGUAAUGGUGUUCGCAGUGAUGUAUGGAAAGAAUUCAUUGCAAGGUUUGGUGACAUCAAGAUGUGUGAGCUGUACGGCGCUACCGAAGGGAACAUUUGUUUUAUGAACCAUACUGGAAAAAUUGGAGCUGUUGGGCGCACUGGUUUCUUUUAUAAGCUUGCGUUUCCCUUUGAACUAAUAAAAUAUGACAUUCAGAAAGAUGAACCAAUAAAAAAUAAACAUGGCUGGUGUGAAAGAGUCAAGAAAGGUGACGCUGGACUGCUUUUAUCCAAAGUGAAUCAUACCAACCCUUUUUUUGGUUAUGCUGGAAAUAAAAAACACACAACAAAGAAGUUAAUGUGUGACGUGUUCAAAAAAGGAGAUGUCUAUUUCAAUAGCGGUGACUUGAUGAUGCAGGAUUAUAAUAAUUUUUUGUACUUCAGAGACAGAAUUGGAGAUACUUUCAGGUGGAAAGGAGAAAAUGUUGCUACCACUGAGGUCUCUGAUAUUAUUGGGAUGCUGGACUUCAUACAGGAAGCUAAUGUCUAUGGAGUGAGUGUUUCAGGACAUGAAGGAAAAGUGGGCAUGGCAUCCAUUAUUCUAAAGCCUGGUCAGGCUUUAGAUUUAAAAAGCAUCUUUGAGCACUGUAAAGCUUAUCUACCUGCAUAUGCUUUUCCACGAUUUCUAAGACUGCAGGAAAACAUGGAAGUAACUGGUACAUUUAAACAACAGAAAUUUCGUCUUGUGGAACAAGGAUUUGACCCAACAGCAAUAUCAGAUCCACUCUAUUUCUUGGACGAUUCUAAACAGUCAUAUGUGCCAAUGACCAAAGACAUUUAUGAUAAAAUCACCAAUGGUCUGCUAAAACUUUAAUCUUUUUUUUUUUUCGGGUAUACAUAUCAUUUCCUCUGGAUGAAAAUACUGAAACUGUGAUGCUUUAACCACUGCCAUUACAGCUUUAUUACACAAAAAUGACACAACGUGUUAUGCUUAAAACUAAGUCUAGCUGCUAAAAUGUGAGGCAUGAUUUACAUUUUUUCUCUAUAACAAAAAGAUUUUGACUACAUUAUGCAAGUAUAGCAUUUUUUUAAAACCUGUUGAAUGCACACUAACUUUAUUUUUCUCUUCCUGUUUUUUCAGUAAGUUUGUUGUAAUAUAUAUAUUUUUUUUUUUUGGGGGGGGUUCUUCCACUCCAUAAUUGGCUCUUAAUCAUGAAACAUACUGUGCUUGGGGGGAAUGCCUUGAGGUUGGUUUAAUGCAUUCCUUCAUAAACUGUUCCAUCAUACCCCUCUCUGAAGUAGUUGAACUUGUAUUCUCCCCUACCUCACUUACAUUUUUGGAUCCGACAUUUAUGACCGAGUUUAAAAAUGAGACAAAUUCUUAUUAAGGCCAAACCUCGUCUUUGCCUAGGGUAUGAUUUAAAAAACAGUUUUUCUUGCCCCAGCCCUGGAUUCCACAGGCUUCUUUUUUCAUAUGACUGGUCCCCUGAAGCCACUUCUCUUCAGAUCUCUUAGUACAAUGCAGGACCAGCAGUGCUGCAUUGUAAAUAUGAACACAAAGGCCUUGGAGUGUUGGUGGGAAGAAGUAAGCAAGGAAUGGGGUAUUGAAGAAAUGCUUUUUAACAUUUCCCUUGACAAAACCGAGCAACACUUGUGGUUUGAGGGGGGGGGGGGUGAGCCUCAUUGAAAUGGCAGUCUUGUAAUGUGCCUGGAGUUCAUCUUUAAACUGAAAUAUAAUGACCAUCAACUGAAUUUUUAGACCACAGCAAAGGGAAUCGGGGUGCAGCCUUGUGCGUUCAGAAAACUCAAAGUCCUAGUCUGUUCCUAACCAACAUUGGCUCCUGUCCCUACAUACGUACCCCAUCUUCAGGCUCUCUUUCAGUGAUGCACUUAUAUUUUAUAGGGUCCAUAUGCCCAUCAUUAUGGCCAAAUCUUUGCGUGAUCAUCAUGUUCAAUAGAUCACUAUGGAACACUGAAUGUGUUCUUAUAGAAAUCCUUGCCUUCUUUAUCAUUUUACAAACCAUGGCACUGCUAGGUAGGUACAUGCAGCAACCACCUAAUAUGCACCUUCUCUCCUGCAGCACCUUUGUGCCCACCGAUGGGGAAAGUGCCACACACUGAGAAUCACUGGUUUAAUGUCACUGGAAAAUGUUAUUGCUUAAUUGGACUAGUAGCCAAGUGAAAGCUGACAAGGAUACAGAUAAAACUGUCAAAGUGUUGUUUGUAAUGUGUACAGAAAAAUAAAAAAAUGUAUUUUGAUG
Molecule: messenger RNA, 3564 nt
Organism: Rana temporaria (common frog)
Lineage: Eukaryota; Metazoa; Chordata; Amphibia; Anura; Ranidae
Gene: SLC27A6
Product: solute carrier family 27 member 6
Exons: 11
Coding region: 312-2177 (621 amino acids)
Molecular function (GO): long-chain fatty acid transmembrane transporter activity; long-chain fatty acid-CoA ligase activity
Source: RefSeq, a predicted model, not a curated record